This is a messenger RNA of Rhagoletis zephyria (snowberry fruit fly), 819 nucleotides long. Lineage: Eukaryota; Metazoa; Arthropoda; Insecta; Diptera; Tephritidae. The record is from RefSeq and is a predicted model, not a curated record.
AUGUUUUCCGUUUUCAGUAAAGACCAUGCCACUGCCAUCGCCCACAAGUGUACACCUAGCAUCGAGCUACAAAAGGUUGAUCUAAAGAAGCGAGGCACGCCGAACCCGGCCGACUACGCCAAAUGUGCCUUUUGCUCGACGACGGUGUCCAUUCUCGAGUCGAUCACCUGCCUUCACUGUCGUGGCCGCUUCUGUCUCACCCACCGCCACAAGGCUGACCACGACUGUGAGUCGCUGGGGAAAGCCUCCCCGGAUGAGGUGCUCGCCCAGGCGGCCCUCCAGCAGAGGAAAACUGCCGUGGAGGGCAUUCUGCAGAAGCUUCAGAGCAGUGGCGCCGGUGUUACGGUGAAGAACCGCGGCAAAAAGAAUGACGCUCUCGCUCAGCGAGUUGCCGCCAUGAAACUCAAGUCGACGGCUGCCGGUCAGGCGUCCAUUCCCGAGGAGGAGCGCAUCUACUUCAGCGUCUCAUUUGUUCCUAACGAGCCGCUCUCCUUUGGUCAGGAAGACAAGCAGUCGGUGGUCAAGGAGCGGCCCAUCUUUCUCUGUCGCGAGUGGACUGUGGGUCGGUGUGUCGACUGGAUUGCCGCCCAAUUCUCACUGGUCAAUCGGAACAAUGAGCCCAAGGCGGCGAAGCUGGUGCUUACCAAGCAGGAGUUACUUGAGCAAGGCUCUACCACUUCUUCGGAAGCCGUCGUUCGCUGUUGCUCUCGAAACGCCGACAACCUCCAUCUUUGCUUCAGUCACGAGCUGAGGGAGCUCGAAAGCGCAAAAGUGAUUGCCAACACUGAUCGACUGCUGGUCACGUACUUUGAUUUGUAA